This is a messenger RNA of Nilaparvata lugens (brown planthopper), 2443 nucleotides long. RefSeq lists its product as uncharacterized. Bases 109 to 735 code for a protein of 208 amino acids. The record is from RefSeq and is a predicted model, not a curated record. The transcript has 5 exons. NCBI's taxonomy places the organism in Eukaryota, Metazoa, Arthropoda, Insecta, Hemiptera, Delphacidae.
AAAGUAUCAUCAAAUUACAAUCUAGCGCACCGGAGACCAGAGUUACCUGUUAUUUAGUUAGUUCAUUGGAUAAUCACUGGCAAGCAGUGUUGGAAAGAAAGUCACAUCAUGCAGUUCAUAGAAAUUCUAACAAUUUUCAUCUUCGGCUUUUUUGCCGAUAGUCUGGCCGCUGUACACAAUUCUACAGUCCCUCCCUAUGUCCAUCAAUGUGUUGAAACCGAUCCUGAAAUUGAGAAAUGUGCCAUAGUCGCUCUACAUCAUAUACGGCCGUAUUUAUCCGCAGAUCUUUUCAACAGGCUCAGUAAGAACGGCUCACCAGUUGAGGCAAAAGUAUAUUUUCCAAAAAUGAAAAUCGAUGCCAAGUACACAAGCAGCGGAGUCCUCAUCAUUUUGCCUGCCACUGGAAAUGGCACUUUCCACGCUGAUUUCACUGACGUUUAUGCUCAUGUACGGGUUGCUGUAUCUCACUUUGAGAGAGAUGGCCUGACCUGGUACAGCGCUGACAAAAUGGAAAUUGACCUGAAGAUUACGCAUGCGCAUAUGGCUGUCAAGAACAUUUUCAACAAUAACAGGAUUCUGAAUGAAGCCAUCAAUCUUUUCCUGAGAGAAAACGGGGAAGAAGUGAUCAGGAUAAUGAUGCCACAACUCAAAACAAAGCUGGCUGCAGUUUUCAAGAAAAUUGCAAAUCAGCUCCUGAAACAUAUCAACCUUGAAAUGUUCUUGAAAUCUGCGUGAAACUAAAAUCAAAAAGAUAAAAUUAUGUUAGUGCUACUUAGGAUAUCACAUUGGAGAGACAAGUUAUGUGACUUCUUAUUAUUCAGUCAUCAUCACGAAUAAUAUUGCAAAAUAUGUGAAGAAAUAAUAAUGUUAGUAAACGAGCAAUAUUGAAAAUAUUUCCUCGUUUAGGGGAAUAUUGUUAGUAUACUCUGAAAUGACGUGUUAAUAAUGUGAGUAUAAUAAAGCUGGGUUUCCACCAAAGUUAUUAACAAAAUGUUAAUAACAUAAUCCUUAUAGAUUAUAUUACAUUGAACGGAACUUCACAAGCACAUAUGUUCAUCAUGUGUAUGAUAAGUUAUGUAAAAUCUAAUAGAAUCUAUAAGGAUUAAGUUAUUAACAUUUUGUUAAUAACUUUGAUGUAAACGCAGCUACAUACUUUUUCAUGUACGCUUCCAUAACUUCAAACACACAAGAUUCACUUUAAAAAAUCAACAUUGGUUGAAUGGUAAACAUUUAUGGCUGCUGUUCAUGAAGACAAAAACUGACAGAUCAAAGUAAAUGUUAUUAGACUGUACUUAAAAAUUAGAAUUAAUUAUGAAUAAUUUGUUUUCAUAAUGAGUUUCUAUCACGCAUCAAAAAAUCUGUAAUUGAUAAGUGGAGUUAAUACUGUAUUUUUGUUUGAAUAAUAACUAUAUUAUUACAUAAUAAAUUAGUACUAGCAUUUCCGUACAAUUUUGAAAUUGUAAUUAGUUUGAAAAUUUAAUUUUCUGGUAGAUAUUGACUUGAUUAUAUUCCCACCAUGACAAUUCUCCAUGAUGCGAAGUUUCAAAGAUACUAAUGAAAGAAUAAGAUGUGAUUGAAAUUAUUCUGCUUCUAUUUAGAGGACUAAUAAUUUAAGUUCUUGAAUAAUAUUUUAUUUGUUUGUCUGGAAGAAUAUUUUGAUAAUGACUAGGAGAAAUAUAUUUUCAAUUAUCAAUUGAAUAUUCGAAUGAAAAUCUCAAAUUUGAAUAAUAUUUUCUUUGUGGUCUGGAAGAAUAUUUUGAUAAUGACUAGGAGAAAUAUAUUUUCAAUCAUCAAUUGAAUAUUCGAAUGAAAAUCUCAAAUUUGAAUAAUAUUUUCUUUGUGGUCUAGAAGAAUAUUUUGAUAAUGACUAGGAGAAAUAUAUUUUCAACCAUCAAUUGAAUAUUCGAAUGAAAAUCUCAAAUUUAAAUAAUAUUUUCUUUGUUAGUCUAGAAGAAUAUUUUGAUAAUGACAAUGUAAAAAAUAUUUUCAAUCAUUAAUUAAAUAAUAGAUUUCAAAUCUCAAAUCAAUCAUCAAUUUCUCAAAGCAUCGACCUUGAUUACUUGAAAUAUCAUCUCAUAUCCACAAAAAUCUCAUUCUAAAAAAAUCAAUACCAAAGUACAAAGUGGAUGAGAAUUAUUACUAAAUUAAUAUUUAAGACGAUGCUUAUUCAUUUUUGUUUUUAGUUAGAUUAAUGUGAUGUAUAAUUUCAUUAUGAGACAUCGUGCAAUAAGAUUUUAUGAUAAAUAUGAUAGAGAAAGGAUAGGUAGGAUAUAUGCUUCCGUAUACUUAAUCCAUUUUCUAUUAUCAGUUAUUAAAAGAGUAAGAAAGAUCAAUAUAAUGUGUAGAAUAGAUAUGUAAGUUGUUAGGCUAGAUGCUAUUAUUCUGUUUUAGAAAUAAAAAUGUAUACUUAUUGGUAUCAUAAUAAAAUAUUAUAGACUCUUGA